Messenger RNA from Xenopus tropicalis (tropical clawed frog), 3016 nucleotides. Its product is annotated as L-amino-acid oxidase. Bases 74 to 1606 code for a protein of 510 amino acids. Gene Ontology annotation, cellular component: extracellular region. The transcript is spliced from 7 exons. The record is from RefSeq and is a predicted model, not a curated record. NCBI's taxonomy places the organism in Eukaryota, Metazoa, Chordata, Amphibia, Anura, Pipidae. Gene Ontology annotation, molecular function: L-amino-acid oxidase activity; oxidoreductase activity.
AGCUGUAUCACACACUGUAUAAAUAGACGGAUCACUAAGGAAAUGAACAUUGGACACUUUCAAAGAGAAAGACAUGGACAACCACUUUAUUCUGUGUCUUAUAUUAUUACUCUCAAUAUGUGGGUCCAAAAGUGAUUUGAGCGAACUGCAGGAAUGCCUUGACGAUCCUGAAUAUGAAGAGUUGCUGGAUAUUGCCAAUAAUGGAUUGCACAGAAACAAGUCUCCUAAACGGAAACACAUUGUGGUGGUUGGUGCAGGCAUGGCUGGCCUUUCUGCAGCCAAAGUUCUACUUGAGGCUGGCCACAGAGUGACGGUGCUGGAAGCAAGCAAUCGUGUAGGCGGUCGGGUUUUGACAUACAGAGACCCAGAGGGCUGGUUUGCUGAGCUUGGACCUAUGCGUCUGCCCACUCUACACAGAAUUGUACGUGCAUACAUCCAAAAGCUUGGACUGCAACUAAACCCAUUUAUUAGUUCCAACCCUGACAAUUUUUACAUGUUUAAUAACAUAAGGAAAACUCAGAGGGAUGUUAAUAACAACCCAAAUCAGUUUAAUUUUGAGCUGUCGGAGUCAGAAGAAAUGAAAAACAUUAGCACACUGUAUGGAGAAUCAGUACAAAAGCUUCUUAAUGAAAUGAAUGGAAAGGAAUGCUCAGAUAUAUUGGAUGCCUUUGAUAGAGCUUCCAUGAAGUCUUACCUGGUGGAAGAAGCAGCUCUUAGCAGGGGAGCAGUUCAAAUGAUUGGGAAUUACAUGAAUAUGAAGGGAGAGUUCUACAUCUCUUUCCUGGAAUCUGUGAUUGGCGAGACCUAUUUCGGCAACAGCAGGCUUGAGGAGAUCACAGGAGGUUUUGACCAGUUGCCGUUGGCAUUGUACAAGAGUAUUAAAGAAGUUGUCUACUUAAAUUCUACAGUGGAAAAGGUAAUUAAGAGGCAGCGAUCUGUUAUUGUGCAGUACCGCAAAAAUAAGUUGUCUGGACUUGCAAGCCUUGAGGCCGACUAUAUUAUCAUCACCUCAACUGCAAAAGCCACCAUGCGCAUUCAGUUUCUGCCCCCUCUAAGCCCCAAAAAGAGCAAUGCACUCAGUUCUGUUCAUUACACGAGUGCUACAAAGAUUAUAUUAGCUUGCAAUGAAAGAUUCUGGGAGGAGGACGGGAUAUUUGGAGGAAGAUCUUCUACUGAUCGUCCAAUCCGUUAUGUCUUUUACCCAAGCCACAAUUUCACUAGUGGGAAGGGCAUCCUGCUGGCUUCCUACACACUGGGAGAUGACUCCAUGUUCUUCGCAGCCCUCAGUGAUGAGCAAUGUGCUGAUGUGGUUUUUAAUGAUUUAGCUGCCCUCCACAAAAAGCCAAAAGAAGAACUCCAAAGGGCCUGCCCAAAGAUUGUGGUGAAGAAGUGGUCCCUGGAUCCUUACUCUAUGGGGGCUUUUGUCCAUUUCACCCCUUACCAGUUUGGUGAUAUUUAUGAACAUUUAGCAAUGCCUGAAGGAAGAAUAUAUUUUGCAGGUGAAUCCACAUCUUUUCCUCAUGGCUGGAUUGACACAGCAAUAAAAAGUGGUUUGAAAGCAGCAAGAGAUAUCCACAGGGAGGCCACAAUGUGGUAUCAUAAAUAGUGUUAUGGUGUAUGGCAGAGGUUUUAAGAUGUUUUGGCCUAAAGGUCCUCCUUUAUGCCACCCCCCUCUUAGCUAACAGCAAAGUUAAAAAUAUGCCAUUAACUGAAAAAGACAUUCACUUAGGGAUAUAAGCAUUCACCCUUGUGAUUCACCCUAAAUGGCUUCCAUGCUGCCUUCCCUUUUUCCACUGUAGUUCUACACCACUGGUGUAAGGUUCUCUUUCACAAUAUUUUGAGGCACGGUUAUCCGUGUAAGCACCAAGUAUUCAGGACUGAUUAUCUGUUCCGAAUAAUUUCAAAUCCACUGGUUUUAUGAUCACAUUGGCCAUUGCUCAUUGGCCAAAUAGAGUCAAAUUGAUUGCACGUAAUCUCAAAGUGAUCAUGUCAUUCAGCCUUUUGCUGAGAUACUCUCAUUGGCCUAUGAUCUGUCAGGUCAGCCAAAGGGCCAGAUUUGCCCAAACUGAGUCAUUUUAAAGUCUUUUUCAAGCUGGGGUUUAAAGUAUGAUUUGCAAUGAGAUUGAAUCCAACAACCCAGCUGAGACUCAAACCCAAAAUGGCUCAAGUGGUAAAUAUAUAGAUAUAUAAUACACAAAAGCCAUGAAUAUCCUGUAAAUGAUAUCCUUAUAAACCGUGCUUAGUGAUGUCAUCAGUUAUAAUUGGUUCUUAGAGAUGUCAUUUCUGUCACAUGACUCACUAAAACUUUUGUAUUAUAAUAAAUAAAGUACCCCCUGUUGAAAAGUAAGAAGUCACCUUAGAGUUCCAUGACCUGUAUAAAAGCACAGGGUACUUUAUUUACUCUAUAUAUAUAUAACAUGUUCAUGGGCAAGAGUGAAAUGAUAUGGAAAUAGAACCAAAGGAAUUCUACCUCUGUCUGAUGAUUCAGCACUAAAUGCUUGCAGUGUUCAGGCAGCUUCAAAGGUGCCCAAUCAAAAUUUUCCCUCCGAUCCAAUCAACAAGAUGACUGAUAUCCAAUGCCUUUGCCGAUAUCGGUUGCCUUGUAUCUCACCAUACAAGCACCUUUUAUUGUACAAGUAUACGUUUCCUACAAUAAUAUUGGUGCAUGUAUAACAACCUAUAGGCAGCCCUGACACAGGCCGUAAGGAUUUAUAAUUUAGGUGUUAGAUUCUGAAUUAUUCUGAACCCACGCCUAAAUCUGUAGUCUCAAAUAGGUUGUAUGAAUUUGGAAUUAUAAAGAAACUGUGGGCUUUAUGGGAAAGCAAAGUAUUUCUUGUGUUUUUCUCAACCUGUAUGAAUUAUUCUUUUUUUACUCCUGAAAGUGUACAGUUUAUAUGGCAAGCCCAAUCACUUGGAUACUUUAGAAGAAUGUUUACUAGUUUUGACUAGUUUCUGCCAUGCUAUGUCAUACCCCCCAACUGUCCCGCUUUAAGCGGGACAGUCCCGCUUUCUAUAG